CCUGCCAUCUGAAAAUUCUCAACUCGUUCAAGAGGAAGGGAGAGACGGAGAGAGCUGGUGGAAAUUCUAGAGAUCUUGUAGAUCAGCCAAGAGGAGGUGCAUAGAGGGUUUAGGCGAAGAAGCACAGAGAAUUCGAGAGAGAGAGAGAGAGAGAGGAGAGAGAGAUGUUGCCCACAACGUCGAGAGGGCGGUCGUCGUCCUCUGCAUCUCGGACGAACCCCAUGUUCAUUCAGUACCUUCGGCGAAUAAUCAAGUGGCAACAAAUGGAUAUUGAAUAUACAUUUUGGCAAAUGCUUCACCUAUGCAGCUCACCGAAAGUUGUCUAUCAGCACACUAAGUAUCACAAGCAAACUAAGAAUCAAUGGGCACGUGACGACCCUGCUUUUGUUGUAAUCUGCAGCCUUCUACUUGCUGUUGCAACUCUGGCAUAUUGUGCGGCGUACGACCAUAGUGCUGCACAUGCUGUUUUUGUAGUUAUUUCUGUUUUGCUUUUUCAUUUUUUGUUCCUCGGGAUGCUUCUGGCUACAUUUUGUUGGUUUUUAACUAAUUCUUACCUUCGUGAAGAGGCUCCGAAUAGCCAUGUUGUUGAGCAGCGUGUUGAAUGGCUGUACGCAUUUGAUGUGCACUGCAACUCUUUCUUCCCGAUGUUUGUUCUGCUUUAUGUGAUCCAUUAUUUUCUAUCACCAAUUUUGGUAGCUCAUGGCUUCAUUCCAGUAUUGCUAUCAAAUUUGAUAUUCAUGGUGGCCACUUCAUACUAUCAUUAUCUCAACUUCUUAGGUUAUGAUGUACUGCCCUUUCUGGAGAGGACCACUUUCUUCCUAUAUCCAAUCAGUGUUGUCAUUGUCCUCUCUCCGAUCUUGAUUUUGAGUGGCUUCAAUCCUUCAAGAUAUUUUAUGAACAUGUACUUUAGUCAACGAGUAUGGAUUUAAUUGAGGCAAACAUUUAAGACAGCACAUAUGUUAAGCAUGGGGUACUAAUUCAGAGGCCACAACUCGAGAAGUCAUUGGCGGAUUCUUGAUUGCUUAUAUAUGAUAUGAUUAUCAGCAGCAGGUCACAUAGGAAAAAGCUUGUGUGGCUUCCUUUGUAGGCAUUUUACCACUGUGAAUGGAAAUCGGAACCAACAAAGAUAGGGCAUCAAGUGUGUUUUUAGAGAUUUUAGGUUAUGAAUAUUGAUCCAGAGAUGUAUCGAACGCUACGAUUUGUCUGCAUGUCAAAUCUAUGCCUUGCAUUUACAUAAAUUUUUGAAAAAUUUCAGUCGACAUCUAUUGCAGGUACUGUACCAGUUGUACCAACAUAUGCAUUGGAGUCAAUUGAAUCGUUCCGAUUCAGUGUACGUGUUCGGUUGGUAAUCUUUCCUUUCGUCAUGCCGAGUGUUGUAUUUUACAUGUAUGAUGGAUUAGCAACUAGAGAGAGUUGAAACCAAUUGUGGCAGGCUCGGUAAAUAUUUUCAACAUUUGUUCAAGAUUUAGCUCUCUGCUAACAUUGAGUAUGUUAUUGCUUUUCAUUGGAAAUUACCAUUUAAGCCGUUUGUUCCUUUA
Pyrus x bretschneideri (Chinese white pear) is the source of this 1538-nucleotide messenger RNA. RefSeq names its product protein unc-50 homolog. The record is from RefSeq and is a predicted model, not a curated record. The coding region runs from base 165 to 929 and encodes 254 amino acids. The transcript has 10 exons. NCBI's taxonomy places the organism in Eukaryota, Viridiplantae, Streptophyta, Magnoliopsida, Rosales, Rosaceae. Gene Ontology annotation, cellular component: Golgi membrane.